AUGAAUUUUGAGCCCUCAGUGUGCUGGUCAAGCGCAAUUUCAUCCAGUGCAUUUUUUCAAAUUGGUGAUGGUCAUGGAAGAAGCCAGUGGUCCAUCAAGUCCUCAAGUACACCCCUGCAAAUAUCCUCUAUUACUCUGCCCCUGGCCAAGCUCAAGUUCUGUGAUGAGUCACACUUCAUCAUGUGCCAGCUUCACCACACCCAAGUCAUCAGCCCUGUUGACAACCCCUUCUACAUUGACAUCUGUUUGGAUUCCAACUCAGAGGAGGACUUUUUCAACUUUGUUGUGGCUGCUGUUGCUGCCAGCCACCUUGCAAAUGGUGACUUUUUCAUUGUUGAUAAUGCCAGUAUCCACUUUGGCUGGGCCACUCAACCUUGGCUUAGGCUUCUCUUUGCGUGCCAUGGCAUUUUGACACCUGAGUUCCAGCUUCUGCAGCUUCUCCUUCAAGCCUUGACACAGCUCACCUACCAUCAGCUUGUCAACAUGUAUGUCCAUUGUGUGAACAUACUGGAGCGUCACAAAUAA
This is a messenger RNA of Acanthamoeba castellanii str. Neff, 525 nucleotides long. RefSeq lists its product as uncharacterized. The record is from RefSeq and is a predicted model, not a curated record. The coding region runs from base 1 to 525 and encodes 174 amino acids. NCBI's taxonomy places the organism in Eukaryota, Discosea, Longamoebia, Acanthamoebidae. The transcript has 4 exons.